Messenger RNA from Microdochium trichocladiopsis, 678 nucleotides. RefSeq lists its product as uncharacterized. NCBI's taxonomy places the organism in Eukaryota, Fungi, Ascomycota, Sordariomycetes, Xylariales, Microdochiaceae. The coding region runs from base 1 to 588 and encodes 195 amino acids. The record is from RefSeq and is a predicted model, not a curated record. The transcript is spliced from 2 exons.
AUGUCGUCCAACGCUCCCCCGCCGCCACCCCUCCCCCCGCCCAUCAAUCGGCAGCACGCGACUCUGUCGGAGGUCUUGCCACCAGUCGUGAAUCCCCAGGGGCCACCAGGAGCCCUUUUGCUCGAACUAAUCAUAUACAACGGCUCCCCUUUCAAAGACCACUGGGCAUACCGAGUUGUCUCUGCAAGGGAUCCCGAUAUCGGCGUGGUCAUCCACGCCACGGGCGACGUGGCAAACGGCUUCAAGUUCGAGAUCAAGCGGCACCACGACAUGAAACACAGUUCCAGGGAGCCCACGAGGAUCCCGCUUCAGUGGGUUCCAGCCGAGUUUCUGGACGAGAAGGCCAUGUUCAAUGACGGGGUUCCCAAAAUGGACACCAAUCCUGUUUGCCCCCUGGAGCACAGCCUGUACAAGGUGAAGCCCCCUGGCAAAAGCCUGAACGUGGCAAAUGACAAUGCCGGACCUCCCGGGAGAAGAAUCGUUCAGCGAAACUGUCAGACGUGGAUCAUAGAGUCAGCCGACGGUCUGGUAAAUGAUAAGAUCUUGAGCCAGGAGGUAGCAGACUAUCUUCGCGCUAUCGAACAGUAGCUUCUCAGCCAGCCACACUGAGUCAUUGAAGACCUCUGAGCGCUAGAUCAAGACACAGAUGAACUGCCGCUUGUCGUUAUGAAUAGUCAC